This is a messenger RNA of Colletotrichum aenigma, 1410 nucleotides long. RefSeq names its product 25-hydroxycholesterol 7-alpha-hydroxylase (gene Cyp7b1-0). The transcript is spliced from 2 exons. Gene Ontology annotation, molecular function: heme binding; monooxygenase activity; iron ion binding. The record is from RefSeq and is a predicted model, not a curated record. NCBI's taxonomy places the organism in Eukaryota, Fungi, Ascomycota, Sordariomycetes, Glomerellales, Glomerellaceae. Bases 1 to 1410 code for a protein of 469 amino acids.
AUGGGUGGUUCCCAGAAGAUGUACAUCAUCAAAGAUCCCCAACUGAGCCAAGUCGCUAUGAGGAACAAGGCUCUAAGUCUGAUUCCUUUUAUGGCAGAGUUCGCAGAAAAGAUGGUCGGCUUCGGGCCCAAUAUCAUGAACUUGUUCCAUCACCCUCCUACAGACGGUUCACUUCCGUGGACUGACGAUCAGCAUCGUUCUUAUGCACCGCUAUCUCCUGGGCCUGAUCUACUGGAGAUGAAUACUUACGUCUUGAAAAGAAUCUCGCAAACCAUCAACUCCGUUGGCCCGGAAUUUGAAAACAAAACUCUGUAUUUGUGGUUACGAGAUGCUUUCACCAAGGCGACCUUGGGCUCUCUCUUCGGCGACGAAAACUCCCUGACAGCCAGCCCGACGUUAAUACAAGAUCUCUGGGACUACGAUGCCGGCCAGUCUCAGCUUCUAAUGCAGCCGUUCCCUUCCAUCACAGCACGCCAAGCCUAUGGUGGCCGUUCCAGGGUUCAGCAAGCCCUCAGAAAGUACUUUCUCGAGGAAUUCGAUCAAGUUUCCAAUGUCAGCGCAGUUGUCAAGCGGCGCGUGGCGGUCAAUCGCAAGUGGGGAUUACCCAGCGAUGACGUUGCCGAUCACGAAUUCGGAAUGCUCUUUGCUAGUGUCACAAACGCAAUCCCAACGCUUUUCUGGAUGACAUGCUACGUCUUUCGCGACACAAAGCUCGUUGAAGAACUACGAAAGGAGCUGUUGGAUAUCGCGGUCAUUCAGGACCAAAACGAAACGGCCGCGGAUGGACAGAAUGUCUUGCAGUUCCACUGGCCUCGCAAGUGUACAUUCCCCGUAGCAAAGCUCAGCUCAGCCUGUCCCCUUCUGUUGUCAACAUACAAAGAGGUCAUGCGUUUGACGAACCGCAACGCCGGCACGCGCAGGGUUGUCGAGGACACUGUAAUCAGUUACACACCGACUCCGGCAGUCGGAGAGACGGCGGCUACACAGUCAUACCUGUUGAAGAAGGGCGCCAACGUCCAGGUUCCCUCCAUCAUCACCAACUUUGAUCCGGCUACAUGGGGUCCAAAUGCACACGAGUUUGACGCAAGACGGUUCUUGGCUGUAGACAAAGAACGAGAGCGCACGCAGAGUCGUGCCUUCAACCCCUUUGGCAGUGGCAAACACCUCUGCCCCGGUCGCUUCUUCGCCGACGCGGAGAUUCUGGGAGCACUGGCUGCUUUGAUCCUUGGAUUUGAGAUAGAGACGCCCGAAGGUGGCCGAGUUCAAGUGCCGCCUUUAAAAAAUAACCUAGCCGAAGCGGUGCCCAAGCCAUUGCAGACUGUUCAGGACAACAUGAUGGUGAGAAUUAGACGAAGGCCUGGCUGGGAAGAUGUUGAAUGGGCCUUUGUUGCGAGCAACGGGAAAAGCUGA